This is a messenger RNA of Drosophila willistoni, 557 nucleotides long. RefSeq lists its product as uncharacterized. The transcript is spliced from 2 exons. The coding region runs from base 78 to 407 and encodes 109 amino acids. The record is from RefSeq and is a predicted model, not a curated record. NCBI's taxonomy places the organism in Eukaryota, Metazoa, Arthropoda, Insecta, Diptera, Drosophilidae.
AAUAAAAAUAAAAAUCUUUCUUAAUUUGGAUAAAUAUCUAUAUAUUUUUUGCUCAAUCCCUUUGAUAUUGAUUAAUAAUGUCCAAAAUCCCACCGAUUGUGCCAACAAAGGCCAAAAACUAUCGUCUGAGCGAGACAGCAACAGCAACAGUGGCUGCCAGUGCAACAACCAUUGUCGAGCCAGUUGCCCCGAUGCCAACAUUGACCUCACCCAUGGCCUAUCGUACACGCCGUGCUGUUGUCGAGUCCUACAAAGGAUCUCAAUCGCCAUCGGACGAUGCCUUGCUGCCAAUGCCGCCGCACAACCAAGCCUUGAGCCCGGGAGCUAUGAUCGAGUUGGUCCAAACCAAAUUGGGCAUCAAGAAUAUCGUGCAGAAGGCUCUGGGACUUCUAAAGCGCACCGUUUAGAUUGAAAUUUUUCAAACUUUUUGUUCAACCUUUUUAUCGUUCGUUUGUACCAAAAAUUUUGUGAAACUCACACCCAUCAAAAGACCUGAAGACAUACGCCUAGGCCAUUUCCAAAUGUUGCAAAUAAAAAAAAAUUAAGUGAAAAUCAAA